Micropterus dolomieu (smallmouth bass) is the source of this 3564-nucleotide messenger RNA. RefSeq names its product CDP-diacylglycerol synthase (phosphatidate cytidylyltransferase) 1 (gene cds1). The coding region runs from base 242 to 1615 and encodes 457 amino acids. Gene Ontology annotation, cellular component: endoplasmic reticulum membrane. Lineage: Eukaryota; Metazoa; Chordata; Actinopteri; Centrarchiformes; Centrarchidae. Gene Ontology annotation, molecular function: phosphatidate cytidylyltransferase activity. The record is from RefSeq and is a predicted model, not a curated record. The transcript has 13 exons.
UAAACAAACACACGCAGUGGAGUCGUUAUUCUCGAGCUCGGUUGCAGCGCUUUGGCAACACCGGCUGACUCUCAGGAAAGCUGACCUUCAAGGACCGAGUUUUAAAGUCAAACCCGCGUUACAAAUCCAGGACUUUAUCUUAAAAAUCCGGGAUUUUAUCUUCUUCUCCCUCCCUCCCUCCUUCCCCCGGAGUCGGCUUAUGUGACACAUUUAACGUCCCGGGCAGCGAAACGAGCGAAACAUGACGGAGCUGAGGAAGCGAGGCGGAGGCGGAGGAGACCCUGACAGCUCCGAGAAUAUCAGCGACAAGGAGGCCGAAAGUGAUGACAGGCUGGGCCUGCAAGGCGAUGCGGAGGGAGAAUGUGAUGGUGACUCCAAAGCAGACACUCCAGAUGUUCCUUCCUCCACAGCAGACACAGACAACACUCCACAAUACCUGAACAAAGCUCUGGAAGGCCUGCCGCCCAGAUGGAAGAACUACUGGAUACGUGGGGUUCUGUCUUUGGCCAUGAUUUCAGGCUUUUUCCUCAUCAUCUAUAUGGGACCUGUCACUCUUAUAUUAGUGGUCAUGACUGUCCAGAUCAAGUGUUUCCAAGAAAUCAUCACCAUUGGCUACAGAGUUUACCAUUCCUAUGAACUGCCUUGGUUCAGGACACUAAGCUGGUACUUCCUGAUUUGCGUCAACUACUUCUUCUAUGGGGAAACUGUAGCGGAUUACUUUGGGGCUCUGGUGCAGAGGGAGGAACCUCUGCAGUUCCUGGCUCGCUAUCACCGCUUCAUAUCCUUCGCUUUGUACCUCGCAGGUUUCUGCAUGUUUGUGCUGAGUUUAGUGAAGAAACAUUACCGCCUGCAGUUUUAUAUGUUUGCUUGGACCCAUGUGACCCUGUUGAUUGUGGUAACUCAGUCCCACCUUGUCAUUCAGAACCUGUUUGAAGGAAUGAUCUGGUUUAUUGUCCCGAUCUCCAUUGUGAUAUGCAAUGACAUCAUGGCCUAUCUGUUUGGAUUCUUCUUUGGGAGGACUCCGCUGAUCAAGCUCUCACCCAAGAAGACCUGGGAGGGCUUCAUUGGAGGUUUCUUCUCCACUGUGGUCUUUGGCUUCAUUCUGGCCUACCUCCUGUCUCAGUUCCAGUAUUUUGUGUGUCCCGUGGGCUUCAACAGCGAUACCAAUGGGUUUACUGUUGAAUGUGAGCCGUCUGAUAUCUUUGUGAUGCACGAGUACACUCUGCCCGCUGUGGUACAAAACACACUCAGAUGGAAAACGGUGAACCUGUACCCCUUCCAGAUCCACAGCAUCUUCCUCUCUUCCUUCGGGUCUCUCAUCGGGCCUUUCGGCGGUUUCUUUGCCAGUGGCUUCAAGCGAGCCUUCAAAAUCAAAGACUUUGCGAACACCAUACCCGGCCACGGUGGCAUCAUGGAUCGAUUCGACUGUCAGUAUCUAAUGGCCACCUUCACACACGUGUACAUAGCCAGCUUCAUCAGGGGACCGAACCCAAGCAAGGUGCUGCAGCAGCUGUUGAUGCUUCAGCCUGAACAGCAGCUCAGCAUUUUCCACACUCUGCACUCCCACCUGAGAGAGAGGGGCAUGGUCCCCCCAGAUGCUGCCCAGGCUGAAUGAAAGACUGCCGUCUUAAGAGGGUGAUGACUUUAGAGUGAGUUUGUGUAAGCAUGUACACACACAGGCACACACACUCUUUAAAUAUGGCUGUAUGGUGUGUGUGAUCCCAGGCCUCUCUCAGAGCGUCCAUCGUCAUCCUGCCGGCUCUUCAUUUGACUUCCAACCAGAUAAAAAUCAUGACUCUGAACCUGAGGUGACUCUCCAGUCUACGUGGAAUAACCUUGUAGUAAAAAAAACAACAACAAAACGCAAUAACACAACAACGAAACAAAACAAAAAAAUAGGCGGCUUUGUUGCUUUCCACUUGGACCGGCACAUAAACUACAACACGCUUCAUAAGCAAACAGGCAGUCCCCAGCCUAAAAAACUUACAGACUGAAGAUAAAAUGUCUUAUCGAACAAAGUGGACUCUUAAGCACAUGACUUCCUCAGCACAAGUGGAUGGUGGAUGUGCAGUUUCCCUGUGGACGACAAAAAUUGCACUUUGGCUUUAGCUGAACAAACGGAUUUUAAGAAGCAUUUACCAGCAUAAACUGGGCCCAAAGUGUUGGACACCUGGACCUGAGCUACAGCAAAGACUGUUGAGACUUGUCUUCCUGGGAUUUGGGAAUGGGUGUAGCAAUGAUGCACCACGGUUGUCAAACAUACUCGAGACACUGUUUUAUAGACUACAUUCUAUUUAAUAGUCAUGAACUCACAGCAUUAACAAAACAUGUAGCAUGUAUGCUGUAGUAGUAAGUCCUGUCUUGGCCUACUGCUAAGCUAAGCCAUGUUUAUUCUCUUCUUCCACGGCUUGAACUUUUAGCUUUUAGGUUUCGGUCUAAAUCUAAAUAACUUGCACAAUUAAAGUCAAUAGCGAUUGACUGUAGGCAUGUUAACACAGAAACUAGAGCAUCGACACUCAAGUUAAUGUAUUGUACAUAAAUAUACUGGAAAUAUUUAGCAGAACAAAUACCUAAUACAUAUUAUAACUACUUGUGUGACCUGCUGGGGAUAAGAAAACAUUUUUAAGCUAUGACAAAUGAUAUGCAAAAAGAAAAAAGAGAUGUAACUACUUUGUAGCUUUUAGCAUGAACAAAUGAGAUUUUUAUGAGGUAGCGAUGUAGAUUUGAACCGAGGUUGCUGCUUUAGAGGGUGUGCUAGGUGACCCUUUCCUAGAGAUUGUAAAAAGAAUUUAAAGGAAUAGUUUGACAUUUGGAAAAUAGGCUUACUCUUGCUGGGCAUUAGAUUAGAAAAUCAAUACCACUUGUGUUGGAGUGAUAUGGAGCUAGAGCAUAGAAGCGAAUAGCAUAAAGACUGGAUGCGGGAGACACCACUAGCCUGAGUCUGACCAAAGUUCACCUGUAAAGCUUACUAAUUAACACAUUGUUGGUGAACAACAGUUGCGUGCAGUAAUUUCCUCUUUAGUCGUCAUGGCCAAACAUGCAAAAUUGAACAGUUUGUGCAAGGUAAUGCACACAAUGACGCACAGCACACAGUUCUAUGAAGCAGCUGACUUGGACACUUCAGACUACAUUGGAAUGUAAAUAAUCACAAUUUGAAUUUUUCUAACCUGGUAUUCCUGUCCUCUUGACUUUUUAAACUGUUGAUUAAACAAAUGUGCCAAUUUUUGAGCUUAAGACACGCAACUUUGAAGAAAGGUUACAGUUGAGCUGUUUUCCCGUGCUUUCAGUCUUUAUGCUAAGCUAGGCCAAUCGCCUCCUUGCUCUAAACCCACAUAAAUGAGCGUCUAUUGAUCUUGUGAUCUAACCCCUGGAAAGAAAUCGAAAAAAGUGCAUUUCCCAAAAUGGUGAACUACUCUUUUAAAAAAAACAAAGAAAGACUGUGCUUCCUUAAUUGAUUCGAGCGAUGACUUUAGUUGCACUGUAGCAGUGGGGGUGGAGACGGUCCGUCAUCCCCAGACUCAAUGUUUGUUAAACUGCUAAAUAAAAAUCUAGAGUCUUCUUAUG